Molecule: messenger RNA, 798 nt
Organism: Talaromyces amestolkiae
Lineage: Eukaryota; Fungi; Ascomycota; Eurotiomycetes; Eurotiales; Trichocomaceae
Exons: 1
Coding region: 1-798 (265 amino acids)
Biological process (GO): pentose-phosphate shunt; carbohydrate metabolic process
Molecular function (GO): 6-phosphogluconolactonase activity
Source: RefSeq, a predicted model, not a curated record
AUGUCAGGCUCACCGAACCUCUACAGUUUCUCCAACAUUGACUCACUCGCAACACAAUUGCGCAAAUAUGUCCUGAACAACCAACAUGCUGCUCUUCGCAAACACGACAUCUUUCGAGUCGCCGUCUCAGGUGGUUCUCUCCCCAACACCCUCGCAAAAGCCUUGCUCGCACCCGGCAAUGGCUCCGCUGAAGAUACAGCCCAAUUCUCUAAGUGGGAGAUUUUCUUUGCAGACGAGCGCGCUGUUCCCCUCGACCACCCAGACAGCAACUAUCGUCUAAUCAAGGAAGAAUUGCUCGACAAGAUCCCCGCGCAGCUCGGCGCACCCAAAGUCAUCCCCAUUGACGAAAAGCACGUCCACGACGACGACCCAACCGAGCUAGCCGACCUCUACACUGAAGAACUCAAGCGCUCAUUCGCCGCCAAAGACAGCGUCAGACUACCCGUCUUUGACCUGAUUCUAUUGGGAGUUGGCCCCGACGGACACACCUGCAGUUUGUUCCCCGGUCACCCCCAACUCCGCGAAGAAGAUGCCUGGGUUGUCGGCGUGAGCGACUCGCCCAAGCCACCCCCAAAACGUAUUACGCUUACACUGCCUGUCGUCACGCACGCCGUGAGCAUCGCCUUUGUCGCUACCGGUGGUGGAAAGAAGGACAUCCUAAAGAGAAUUUUCGAUACCGAUGAGAGUCAUAGUCUGCCGAGUGGAUUGGUUAAUGUCCAGGCCGGACAUAAGGUCUCUUGGUUUUCGGAUAAUGCGGCUACGGAGGGGGUUGCGUUUCCCAAGCGGGCCAGUUUGUAG